Symbiodinium natans is the source of this 266-nucleotide messenger RNA. Lineage: Eukaryota; Dinophyceae; Suessiales; Symbiodiniaceae. The record is from the annotation of a GenBank genome assembly.
GACUUCAAAGAGGUGGUGGUGCACGGAAUGCGCAUAUCCCCGGCCGUCUGCAAGUUACUGGCUUUCCUGAAGUACUACCAGGUUCCUUUCGCCUUCAAGAAGACAUUCGGCAAGAAGGGCUCCAAGUAUUACAAGAAGAUGCCUGUCAUGGAUGUGGCGGGGCGCCAGGUUAACGAUACCUUUAUCAUCCUAAAGAACAUGGUGCCCGCACUGGCAGGAUCUUUUGACAUGGAGUGGGAGACCAGAAUCACCUACCACUACCAGAU